Molecule: messenger RNA, 1607 nt
Organism: Desarmillaria tabescens
Lineage: Eukaryota; Fungi; Basidiomycota; Agaricomycetes; Agaricales; Physalacriaceae
Exons: 5
Coding region: 121-1605 (494 amino acids)
Source: RefSeq, a predicted model, not a curated record
ACUGUAAACUCCGAUGCUGCAUGAACGUCAGCUCGAGGGAAUGGACAAUUGAGGCUCCUUCUGCAGGUCGACUCUUCAGCUAGCUCGUCGUUCGACAGGUGGUCAUAGUGAGUGUCGGACAUGUCGCCUCCCAGUUUCUUUCUUGCGUUAGCAGGCCACAACGGUCACCAAGUCUACUUGUCGUCGUCAAAAAACCUUGGCCUCACCCCAAACGCGACCAUCGAACAGCUGCGUGACCGUGUACAGCGAAUCCACGACAUUUCUUGCCACUAUUGCCACGCGACUCGCCUCAGAACUGCAUGGAAAUGCACGCUCGGCUUUCCUGUAGGCGCAACGCUCCUUGAUGCUCGCCCAGCCGAGGCUGUCAAGCUCAACGAUGAGGAUCCCUUGGCGCUGCAUUUUCCUGUCCCUAUUGAGUUGAUGUUUGAUAUCGAAAAGCUUGGUAUGUUCUUCUUAUCCGUUGCUGCCGGUAGAGCCCGCAACAAGAAGCCUCCUAAGAUUAUACACGAACAUACUCGCAAAGACCUUGGAAAUGGCGUUUAUACGAACCCUGAGCUUAGUUCCGUUAACUUGCAUCUACCUCCCGACCAAUGCACGGAUUUUCGCGAACUAGUCUUGACGCCAGGCCGUCUCUACGUCGACAAGACUUCAACGACUCUCUCUAUGGAAGAACACGGUAUCAAUUUUUUUGGCGUCGUCCGUCGCCCCCCAGGCUGCGGCAAAACGACAUGGCUAUCUGCCCUAGCCCAUCUCCACGAUAUUCAUCACGCAAGGAGUCGUCGGCUUGCCCCUUUUGCAGACAACAUCCCUCUUCCGAAUGCCAAUAAUCAUCAUAUUCUUCGACUUGACCUCGCGGAACUCGUGCCCUUUGCUCGCACUGAAGAUGACUAUAAGCCUGAAGAUUCGAGUUCGUGUGGGUACAGUCGGACGUACAUGUAUGCUGCAAGAGCAUUGAAGGAGUUUGUCUGCGAAGAGUUACGGAGGUUCUUUGACAAGUACCGGGAAGAGAUCCACAUCUCUGAUCGCAAGAAGAGAAUCUGUCUUUCAUAUAGGUCUGCGCGAUCCUGCUUUAGUGGAGCUUUGGAGGAAAUCUUUCUCUCUCCGCAUCCCCUCUACAUGCUUGUGGAUAAUUACACAGCUCCUUUCCUUCACGAGCACCUUGACGAGGACACCAAAUCGGAAAUAGAUGUUUGCCUACACGACGAAUUCUUCUGCAAUGUGGGUUCUUUGAUCGAUCAUGGGCGACUCGAUAGGGUGUUCAUUGUCGGCGAGUCUGUACCUCGGGAGUACAAGUGCAACUAUGGACUUGGAAAUCUUGGGAAGGAUUAUACGACUGCUGCUGCGAUGCAGGAGACGUUUGGGUUUACGGCUGCGCAGGUGUUGACGAUGAGCGAGGCGUUGGGGAUUGAGAAGGGCAGGGUGAUUGAGGCGUUUAGAAAGGAGGGUAUUACGGCUGAGACGUUUAUGCGUGAAGAGAAAGAGGAGUACAUUGGAUGCUUCAAGUAUCGUGCGUUUGAGUUUGAUCAAGAUGAUCUGCCGGCUGCUGUGUAUCCUAUGAGGCCGGUGCUUGAUGUUCUCAGAAGGCUGGAGGGGAAUGAAAUUUAAUA